Messenger RNA from Opisthorchis viverrini, 306 nucleotides. RefSeq lists its product as hypothetical. Lineage: Eukaryota; Metazoa; Platyhelminthes; Trematoda; Opisthorchiida; Opisthorchiidae. The record is from RefSeq and is a predicted model, not a curated record. The transcript is spliced from 2 exons. The coding region runs from base 1 to 306 and encodes 101 amino acids.
AUGGUCUAUCAAAAGCAACACCAGCUAGUCAAGUUGAAAAAAGUAGCGCCAGUGGAGUGCAUGGUGAACAGAGUCCACCAAGCUUCUCGGUCUGCGCGGACACUCAGUUUCACCUGGCGUCGGAUGAUGCGCCGGGUCUCCAGAAAAGACACGGUUCUAUCAGAGAUCCAAUGCUUGGAUGAGGUUGGCCGGGUUGCGCCGCAAGCAGACGCUCCUGCCUUGAGAAGCGCCUUGGAUACUUUCUCCCAGUGGCCGUUUAUAUCCGACACCGUACCGUCCGGCAGGCAUUCGAGGAGCUGGUUCUGA